GUCAAGCCAAAGCACAUUCCUUCCUCUCUCUCCUAUUUGCUCAGCCACAGACCAGACAGAGCAACCAGCACCAGACAUGCAGAGAAUGAGCUUCCUAGUUGCCUCUUUGCUAGCCCUGGUGGCCAGCGUCUCUCCUGCUCCGAGUCAGUGCCCCAGCCCCUGCCACUGCCAUGGUGACCUGCAGCAUGUUAUCUGUGAUAAUGUGGGGCUCAAGAAGAUCCCAGAAACAUCCGACGCCACACGCCUCCUCAACCUGCAGAGGAACCAGCUGCCUGUGAUCCCCAGCGGUGCCUUCAGCAGCUCGCCGGGGCUCAUCUCCCUGCAUCUGCAGAAUUGCCACAUCAAGGAGAUCUCGGGCAAGGCCUUCAAAGGGCUCAAGAAGCUCAUCUACCUCUACAUAUCCAACAACGAGAUCAGCAUCAUCAAGCCAGGAGCCUUCGAGGACCUGACCGAGCUCACCUACCUCUACCUGGACAGCAACCGCAUCAGUGACCUGCCCCGCGGCAUCCUGGCCCCCAUGAUCAACCUCUUCACCCUGCAGCUGAACGACAACAAGAUCCGCGAGCUUCGGGCUGGCUCCUUCAGCGGCGCCAAGGACCUGCGCUGGCUCCACAUUAGCGGCAACGACAUGACCUCCAUCCAGCCCUCUGCCCUGGAGGACGUGGAGAACCUGGCCAUCCUGCACCUGGAGCAGAACCGGCUGUCUUCCUUCCCCAGCGCCGCCCUGAGCAAGCUGCGCGUGUUGGAGGAGCUGAAGCUGUCUAAGAACCCCAUGAAGAGCAUCCCAGACAACGCCUUCCAGUCCUUCGGGAGAUACAUGGAGAAGCUCUACCUGGACAGCAUGGGCCUGGAGCGGUUUUCAGACGGCGCGUUUAAUGGAGUCACAGCCCUCAAGUCCCUGCAUUUGGAGAACAACAAGCUCAACACCCUUCCCAGCAGCCUCUCCUUCACCACCAUCCAGAACAUGACGAUCGCCAACAAUCCCUGGAUGUGCAGCUGCCCCCUCGCCCCACUGCGCAAGUGGAUGGACUCUAGCCGGCUCCGCCCAGAGGGUGCCUGUGCCGCCCCUUCUCAGUACCGAGGCCAGCAGAUCAGGGACAGCGCUGCCUUCAACGGCUGCAGACAGAAGACAAAGAGGGCCAAAAAAGGGACGCGCUUUUAAAGAGGAGACAGUGAAAAAGUCUGUCCAGGUGACCGGCUAUUUGUGUGAAGAAAGAAGCCAUGCCAACUGCUACUCUCAACUCAGCAUCUCUCUAACCCCUCUUUCCCUCCCCUCUCUCCACAACCCUCGCUCUUUCCCUCUCGCCCCCACCACAAUGCCAAAGAAUUUCUGACCCCAUUGCCAGUCUCCACAAAUUCCUCAUCCCCACGACAGCCCCACGCUUGCCAGACCCACUCGCUGUUUACUCUAGGACAUGACUUACAGCCUAAUAAAUAAGAACUCCAUGGAUUAGCAAACUGGGUGCGAGGGUGAGAGACGGGAGAGGUUUUAUUGAGGGGAUGCUCUUCGUUUUCCAUUGGGAAAUCCUUUUUGUGCAUUUUGUCAGAGGUUUUCUCAGAUAUUCUUCACCUCUUCAAGGGUAUGAUAUUUUCACACAAACAUAGAUUAGCGGAUCAACUGGGGAAGGAUUAUAGCAGGACUGGAACAAUCUCUAACAGCGUUUUCACACUAGGAUUUAAUAAUUCAGGGCCAGAUUACCUACUGGAUAUCAGGGAGCAAGUUCAUGUAACUUAUCCCAAGUUAACCCAGUUGCUGUGUAAGCAUUAACUUGGUCGAUAGAGAGGGUAUGCAAGAAGGUAUUGUGUGUGAAAACGGUGUUAGAGUCCAGACAUCAGAAUUACUCAUCCUGUAAGUGCAAGUGAGUGCCAGUAGAACCGUCACGGCCAACCCCUUUUCAUUGCUGUACAGCCAGUAGAACCUUCACGGCCAACCCCUUUUCAUUGCUGUACAGCCAGUAGAACCUUCACGGCCAAUCCCUUUUCAUUGCUGUACAGCCAGUAGAACCUUCACGGCCAACCCCUUUUCAUUGCUGUGCAGCCAGUAGAACCUUCACGGCCAACCCCUUUUCACUGUUGUACAGCCAGUAGAACCUUCACGGCCAACCCCCUUUUCAUUGCUGUACAGCCAGUAGGCAGAAGCACCUCAAUACUUCAGAACAAGCAUCCUUCAGAACUCUGGCAGUAUAUAUGAUGUAGCUUCCAACGAGUGUGAAGUUGCAACGGAUUAUGUGGGUGGUAAUAAAGCCAUUAUUAGGGGUUUUGAGGUAUCAUUUAUUGCCUAUAAAAAGUUGACCUAUUUGAAGAGGCGCAAUAUCGAGUGAGCAGGAGGUCAGACAAAACGACUACAAGGUACAGAUUCCAGCCCCAGGGAUUUGGGGCUUUCAGACAGAAUUGGGGUGGGUGUGUAGGCACAAUGAAGUGUGGGGUGGGGGUCAGGGGUUAGAGUUUGGGACCAAUCCUGACUGGCAAUCCCGUCAGUAACUCUGUAGGCACGUCUCCAUUUACAACGUGAACCAAACUUCGGAAGAUUAGGUUAGGGCGGGUCACAUAGCGGUGAACCAAAGCCGCUGGGCAUUUUAAUGUCAGGACGAAUAUAUUUGAAAUCAACCCUCUGUACAACCAGCAGCCAGUAUAGGUGAACUGAUAUCGGAAAUAUACUCAGGUGGCAGAAGAGUAAUGUUUAGCAGGGAGUUUCAAUAGCCAGCCAGGAAACAAUGAGUUUCAACAGCCAGCCAGGAAACAAUGAGUGUUGCAGGCUAACUCACUCACCUCUCGAGGCCUGGCUUCAAAGCUCGUUCAGUGCCGCUGACUAUCGAAGGGGAGACUACCUUCAGCUGGGCUUUGCAAUGCAACCAACAGGGCUGAAGUACAGGGCCUGCAUUUACCUUAAUGGUAAUUAGAGAUUCAAACUGAUGCUUGAGACUCACUCACACCGCAGUCUGAUUCAAAUUGGCCUCCCUCCACCAGUUUAGCCACAAAAAAAAAAAAUCGGUAAGAAAUGACAGUGUGUUCCAGCGGCCAGAAAAAUAAAAACAUGUUGUAAAGAAACGAUUGUACAUUUUGCUAUAACUAUUUGAACCAUUUAAAGACAUUUUUAGAAAAGUGGAAUGAAUGUCCAAUUUAAUUUUAUGAAAUCCAAGCCCAUUUAGUUGUGUUCCUGGCUUCUCUAGAUUAAAAUCCCCCCAACCUCCCCAUCACUGCGGUAAAGUCAAUACAAAGUGUAGUAACCCAUUGGGAAAGCAUGGUAAUGCAGACAAAAACCAGUGAAAAAACAGUCAAGCAUGGGGUAGGCAUGGUGGAGUGUAUCUUUACUGUGCCAAUGCAUAGCAGGGUAAACUUUUCAAAGGGCACAGCACAUGGGAAAGACCUGUUUCUGUGCAGUCUCUGCUGUGCUUGGCUCUCCUCCAGCAGGUGUAGGGUUGCUGCUCCAUGCUGAUGUGGAUUAUGUGAGGAUGGGGCUGUAGGUUGUGCAGGUCACUUUACUAUACAGCUCUGAGAGGGCUGUGAAAUCCAUUCAUUCUGUGUUUCUGUUUAAUACCAUUUAAUAAUGCAGCAGGUGCCCCCAGUACAUCAGUCUUUAUAUAACUCUCUCUGCUAAGAUUCUGUUCAUUCUCAUUCUAAUCUUUACAUUUGGUUCUAGUAAUAAAUACCUUUUUGUUGCAUUUUAUUUUAAUAAAGUUUGUAUGCUUUAAUAAUAAAAGUGUGUUGCACUUGUA
Acipenser ruthenus (sterlet) is the source of this 3716-nucleotide messenger RNA. It is a transcript of the gene chad, whose product is annotated as chondroadherin. Bases 77 to 1162 code for a protein of 361 amino acids. Gene Ontology annotation, cellular component: extracellular matrix. The transcript has 4 exons. Gene Ontology annotation, molecular function: protein binding. NCBI's taxonomy places the organism in Eukaryota, Metazoa, Chordata, Actinopteri, Acipenseriformes, Acipenseridae. The record is from RefSeq and is a predicted model, not a curated record.